CCUCCCAUUUAUCCCAACUCUCAAAAGCUUUUAUAAAAUCUUUCCCCUUUCCCUUCAUCUUCUUCACUCUCUCCUCCUUCAAACCCUAACAAUGGCGCUUCUCUUCUUCUUCCUCCUCGCCGUCUCUGCAACUCCUCUCUCUUCCAUGGCCGCCGCUUUCCCUUCCUUCCAAACUCUCAACACUAAUUCCCACUUCUUCAACCCUAAACUCCCCCCUAACUCCCUCUCCUCCUCCAAGAAAUUCGAGGGCUCCUCCGAUUUAGUCAAUCUUCGAUACCACAUGGGCCCUGUUCUUUCCUCGUCUCCGAUCAAUAUUUACUUAAUCUGGUAUGGAAAGUGGUCUGUCUCUCAGAAAUUGCUCAUUAAGGACUUUAUUUCGUCGAUUUCCGCCUCCGAUCGCCGCCGUCGUGCUGCCCCUUCACCCUCUGUCGCUGAGUGGUGGAGUACGGUCUCGCUUUACACCGAUCAAACUGGUGCUAAUGUCUCCCGCUCCGUCGUCAUUGCCGGCGAACACUCCGACCUCCACCACUCUCAAGGCACUGAUCUCACUCGCCUCUCGAUCCAGAACGUAAUCGCUACGGCGGUUCAAUCGGCGCGGUUUCCGGUGGACCACCGGAACGGGAUGUUUCUGGUGCUCACUUCUCAAGACGUUACAAUGCAGGACUUUUGUCGAGCAGUUUGCGGGUUCCAUUAUUUCACUUUUCCGUCCAUGGUCGGCUACACGCUCCCUUACGCUUGGGUUGGCCACUCCGGCAAACAGUGCCCGGAGCAAUGCGCUUAUCCCUUCGCCGUGCCGGCAUACAUGGCCGGCGGUGGUCCAGGCGCUCUCUCGCCGCCAAACAGAGACGUUGCGUUAGACGGAAUGAUUAGUGUUAUCGGCCAUGAAUUGGCGGAAGUCGCUUCGAAUCCUUUGGUGAAUGCUUGGUACGCAGGCGAGGAUCCAACAGCGCCGACGGAGAUCGGUGACCUCUGCGAGGGACUGUACGGCACCGGCGGAGGCGGCGGGUAUAUAGGGCAGGUAAUGAGAGAUGAAGGCGGGGGAACGUUCAACGUACAUGGGAGAAAUGGAAGGAAGUUCUUGUUGCAGUGGCUAUGGAGUCCGGUUCUUAAGGCCUGCGCCGGUCCUAAUGCUUUGGAUUGAGUGAUGAAAGCUUAAAUUUCUGAUCAGUUUCGUUGUUUAUUAAUGAGCUCAGCCCGCGCACCGCCGUGGAGAUGGGUGGCUCCGCCUUGCCGCGGAGGAGGGAUUUGCAGGCACGGAGAACGGGAUGGGGGAGGGCUCUAUGAAUUUAUCUACAGUUUCUAUAGUAUAUAUUAUUAUAUAAAAUUAAAAA
Cucurbita pepo subsp. pepo (vegetable marrow) is the source of this 1331-nucleotide messenger RNA. RefSeq names its product protein EXORDIUM-like 5. The record is from RefSeq and is a predicted model, not a curated record. Lineage: Eukaryota; Viridiplantae; Streptophyta; Magnoliopsida; Cucurbitales; Cucurbitaceae.